This is a messenger RNA of Sus scrofa (pig), 970 nucleotides long. It is a transcript of the gene EMG1, whose product is annotated as EMG1 N1-specific pseudouridine methyltransferase. Gene Ontology annotation, biological process: rRNA base methylation. Gene Ontology annotation, molecular function: rRNA binding; rRNA (pseudouridine) methyltransferase activity. Gene Ontology annotation, cellular component: nucleus; small-subunit processome. NCBI's taxonomy places the organism in Eukaryota, Metazoa, Chordata, Mammalia, Artiodactyla, Suidae. The record is from RefSeq and is marked validated.
ACUUUCAAAAUGGCCGACGGAAGGAAGCAUGCGAUUGGGUGGAGCACGAGGUCCUAAUUUGAGAAAAUCAGCGCAAUUUCCGAUUUGGUUGCAAGAUGGCUGCGCCCAGUGGUGGAUUCCAACCUCGUGAGCGGCGCGCCGGGGAGCAGGAAGAAGACUGGGAUGCUGUGGCGCCCAAGCGGCCCCGACUCGGGGCGGGAAGCAAGACCGGAGGCCGCAGACUCAUUGUGGUGCUGGAAGGGGCCAGCCUGGAGACAGUCAAGGUAGGGAAGACGUAUGAGCUGCUUAACUGUGACAAGCACAAGUCCAUGUUGUUGAAGAAUGGACGGGACCCUGGCGAAGUGAGACCGGACAUAGCUCACCAGAGUUUACUGAUGCUGAUGGACAGUCCCCUGAACCGGGCUGGCUUGCUACAGGUUUAUAUCCACACACAGAAGAACGUGCUGAUUGAAGUGAACCCCCAGACUCGAAUUCCCAGAACCUUUGACCGUUUCUGUGGCCUCAUGGUUCAGCUUUUACACAAACUCAGUGUUCGAGCAGCUGAUGGCCCCCAGAAGCUCUUGAAGGUGAUUAAGAAUCCAGUAUCAGAUCACUUCCCAGUUGGAUGUAUGAAAAUUGGCACUUCUUUCUCCAUCCCAGUUGUCAGUGAUGUGCGAGAGCUGGUGCCCAGCAGUGACCCUGUUGUCUUCGUGGUGGGGGCCUUUGCCCAUGGCCAGGUGGACGUGGAGUACACAGAGAAGAUGGUGUCCAUCAGCAACUACCCCCUCUCUGCUGCCCUCACCUGUGCGAAACUCACCACCGCCUUCGAGGAAGUGUGGAGGGUCAUCUGACGAUAGAACCUCGUCCCACACAGAGACUGUGGACAUUGCUCCCCGACCCUGUGCUCAGCAGACUGCUGCCAACCUUCCUGCACCGAGACGAGGCUGUACAUCUGCUGCGUGUUUAUUUUAUAAAUUACUGUUCUUGCAAA